Molecule: messenger RNA, 1294 nt
Organism: Scatophagus argus
Lineage: Eukaryota; Metazoa; Chordata; Actinopteri; Scatophagidae
Gene: batf3
Product: basic leucine zipper transcription factor, ATF-like 3
Exons: 4
Coding region: 128-685 (185 amino acids)
Biological process (GO): regulation of transcription by RNA polymerase II
Cellular component (GO): nucleus
Molecular function (GO): RNA polymerase II cis-regulatory region sequence-specific DNA binding; DNA-binding transcription factor activity, RNA polymerase II-specific
Source: RefSeq, a predicted model, not a curated record
UGGCUUGAAGUCACUCAGAGCAUCAGUGAUGUCUUGCCAGUCCAGAAAGUCUUUGGUCAACAGUGGCCCCCGAGUCAUAUGACUUAUGUGAACUGGUCUCGUUGCUUCUUCGAAAACGGCAGCGAAAAUGAAAAAUGGAAGAAAAGCUGAAGUGAAACUGCUGCCUGUUUUCUGCGUGGUUUGUUUUAACUUCACUGGACUCAGCGUCCAGUCCACAAAUGACACUUUUUACGUCCUGACAGAGCAGGUGUGCAGGAUAUUCUCCUGUUUUUCUGCAGUUAAUGCCUGCUUUGAGAGGUCUGUGAUGUCAGACUGUGAUUCCUACUACCCGUCUCAUCAGAGGAUCUGCGAGAACAAACUCCUCUGUGAAGGAUGUGAGGGUUCAGAGGAUGGAGACAGGAGGCUGAAGAGGAGAGAGAAGAACCGAGUUGCAGCCCAGAAGAGCCGGAAGAGACAAACACAGAGAGCCGACCUUCUGCAUGCUGUAUGUGUGUGGGCCUGUGAGCUGUUGGAGCAGAGGAACAGAAAGCUGAAACGAGAGGUGGAUUCCCUGUUUGAGGAGCAGCGCCUGCUGAACGAGGCUCUCAGGGCCCAUGAGCCGUUCUGUCCCAUCAUGCACUGCUCCUUUGCCUCCUCCACGUCCUCCAGCCUGCAGCCUGACGCCGUGGCAGCCCGCUCAGUCUGAGGCGGGACGCGUUUCUGACCACAGCGUCCAGGGGAACUUCAGCCACUCAUUGUGUAAUGUGCCAGUAAGGCCCUGGAGGGCGCUGUUGACCACGAAGACAACUAUUGUGAUCACAGUGAAUAGCGCCCUCUGGUGGUUAAAGCCUUUACUACUGCAGCUCAUGUUCUUAAGGUAAUUCCCUUUAUGGAUGCAGGAGGUUUCACUCCCCUUUUAUUCUUGAUUUCCUCUGCCAUAUGAGUGCAUGACUUUGAUUCCAAUCUCAACAAGGAAUCAAAUACAUAUUUUCCAAAAAUAAAAAAUAAAAAUGAACAGAAUGUCAUACAAUAUGUGUGAUGAAGAUCUUUUUUAAAUGUGUUCAAAUAAACCCAGUUAAUCAUGAAUUCUUAUGUACUAGUUUAUAUUCAGAUAUUCUACUGCCAAACAUUAGUUUAUGUUCCAUUAAAGAGAAUUAAGCGCACUUUAAUAUUUUUUAAGUUUGAAAUCAUUAUUUUUCGUCAGCAUGAAGUAUAAAAACCAUAAGAAGCAAAGUUGUUCUUGCAGUUUAUUCCAGUUUCAUGGGCGGUUCUGUGACAAGUGCACAGGAAGUUCUUAGGGAGCCCCAUCGUUUUU